Molecule: messenger RNA, 2290 nt
Organism: Mizuhopecten yessoensis (Yesso scallop)
Lineage: Eukaryota; Metazoa; Mollusca; Bivalvia; Pectinida; Pectinidae
Product: whirlin-like
Exons: 4
Coding region: 152-580 (142 amino acids)
Biological process (GO): muscle structure development; actin cytoskeleton organization
Cellular component (GO): adherens junction; Z disc; stress fiber
Molecular function (GO): actin binding; muscle alpha-actinin binding
Source: RefSeq, a predicted model, not a curated record
GUGUACCAAACGUCACAUCCGGGCAUUAAGUCGCACUGAGAAGAGAAACUAGUAUAUAUAUAUAAAUCUUCUGUGACCCACAUAUAGCGUCCUGUCGGGAGCAUUGUACUUUAUCAUUACCGACUGUCAAAAGUUUGACAAAAAUUACAACAUGACCGAUAAUGUUUUGGUACAAUUGAGAAGAAAUGUAUCGGCUACAUCUUGGGGAUUCAGCAUCCAGGGCGGACAGGAGCACGGUACGUGUGUGUUCAUCCAAAAGGUAAAGCCAAAGGGCAUAGCUGACCGGAGUGGACUGAGGGCGGGGGACGGUCUGGAACAGAUUGGACACACACCCACACAGUAUUUACGUCACGACCAAGCCAAGAUGGAGAUCAUCCGAGCAGGGAACGAAUUAGAUUUAUAUGUGAGAAGGAAUGCCGUGAACAUUGAGAGCUCCGGAAAUGUGUUGACCCCAGUAAAUGCAUACGUGGUCGAGGAUUCCACAGAUUACCGGGGUUACACCAACCCCAAUGUACAGUCCAGGUCCUUCAGGAUCCUUCAGGACUCCCUCCAGUACUCAGAGAUGCAGGAAGGUAAAUGAGAACAACAGAGUGAUUUGGAACAAAUAAGACGAGGAAACAGCGGCCACAGGAAACGGAGUCUCCGUAGUGACGAAACAUUAUCCGUCAUCUUCUCAAAGACUUUCAGGAACAAGGAAAUUAUUCUGUCAGUUCAAUCUAAAAUAUGAUUCGGAUGAAUGAGGGAGGGUCUAUAUGUUCUAGAUUUACUCGAAACGGUCACAAAUUUUUGAAUAGAUAAUGGAUAGAAAGAAAUUCAAUAAGUUUGUGUUCUGGAUAUACAUGGUAGAUUGUAUUAUAAUUGCGGUUGUGUAUUUUGUAUGUAAGAUCGGCAGUGUUGAAAUUGAAAUCCUGAAUGUCUGAAAUUGAUUAUGUUGGAAUUGGAAUCCCGAAUGUUUAAAAAAGAUAACGUUGUGAUUGGAGUUGAGUGUAUGUUAGGUAGUUUUAACAUGUACUUACAGAUUUCUGUGGGUUUAAUCAAAAUAGUCAGUAUCACCGAGUGACGAUAAUAUUUUCUAAAAAGACUAACAUAAUUUGCCUUGUUCCUGAAACGUAAACACCCACAUCAAAAAGGCAUUGUGAUAUACUGAUACAGGUUUUUACCAAUAAUUAGGAUGUAAUAUUUGUUUCUUGAGGAAUCAAACAAGAUUUGCUGAAAGUGAUAGCUUUAGUAAAUUGUAAUGAUCCGAGAACAACUUUACACUCCUGUAUGAUUUGUGUAUAAUGUGUACGUUUUUUUAUUGUGAUUUGUAACUGUGUUGAUUAUUUUUAUAUAUAUUUGGUUAACGGCAUCGUGAUGCUUGUCCAUAUUGAUAUGUUAUCAGUCUCGUUGAAAUCGCUUUGGGCGACCGGAUCGGGUCUACCGUCGUCCAACUUAGAAUUAGAAAUCACUUGGAUAAUGAUCAUUAAAAUCCUUUAUAAUAAGGGGCGGUCAAAAAACGGUCAACCCUUACGAACAAACCACUAUAUAAAUUAGUUUUCUGUGAUCCGAGGAAAUGUCUAACGACUCAUCUGUGUAUUUUUUCUGAUUGAAUUAACCUGUAUGUAAUCCAAUUGAACAAGGAAAUAUAUUCUGUGUAUUCCUCCCACUGAAAUAAAACUUUCAGUAAACAAACCUGGUCUUUUGAGGACUACAGAGUAUCGACAGGAGUUAGAUCUGCCAUAGUGUUCCGACAUGUCAGUGUUGUACAGUGUUACAUACCGAUACAUUCAGUUUAAUUUAUUUUGCAUUUUAAUGUUGUUAUGUUUAUGCUUUAGACGUUAAAUGUAUGACUCCUGUAUGAUAUAUAUUUCUGUAUUCAAAUAUGUACAUUUGGUAUCAUUGUAAAUAUUAUUCAAUAAUAUGAUUUUUUUUUCAAGUAUAUAUUAUAUAUGCAUUGACUUAAUGUAAAUUGUUACAUAGAAUAAUUAAGAUUUUUCCAUUUCAAAGAUAUAAAAGUAUAUUUUUACAGAUUGUAACAUUUUAGUACCAGAUCUACUACUAGAAUAAAGUUUUCUAAUUAGUUCUCAAGUCUAUAGACACAUACAUCAGUAAUAUUAGGAUGAGUUGACUAGCAGUAUCUGACAAGUUGGUUACACUGCACUCCCUACCAGUAAACCAGUAUUACCAUACACAACUCUCCUGUCACUUUUAUCCGGUUAUACAUCUCUCUGCAGCAUAUUCUCUCCUGAUUAUGUGCUUUCCAAGGAGAGUUUUAUCCAAUGUGUUGAGUGAAUAAACAUGUUCUUGUGCA